This is a messenger RNA of Microdochium trichocladiopsis, 1718 nucleotides long. RefSeq lists its product as uncharacterized. Bases 114 to 1718 code for a protein of 534 amino acids. Gene Ontology annotation, molecular function: hexosyltransferase activity. NCBI's taxonomy places the organism in Eukaryota, Fungi, Ascomycota, Sordariomycetes, Xylariales, Microdochiaceae. The transcript has 2 exons. The record is from RefSeq and is a predicted model, not a curated record.
AACGAAUAAGACUUUGUUUGUUUGGAAACGCGUUUCUUUUGCUUGUGUUAUACAAAAGAGCCAGUAUUAGUUCCCAGCAACCCUUAUAGAACCCUUUGAUCAAUGCCAAUGUCAUGUUGUUUCGGAUCCCUUUACGACAUCUAUGCUUCCGUCAGAGAGUGAUUGUCUCACGCCGUUCGGACCUUCCCACGACCCAACUCAUAAUGAUUUCUAGUCGCCUCAGCGGGGACCACGAUAUCGAGGCUAAGCCCUUCCUCCCCAUUCAGGUAGUGGUGAUCGGGGCAAGCAUUGGAUCAGGCCAUACCUCUGCAGCCCUGGAGCUUCAACGGCGCCUUGAAAACGAUGGUGUCAGCACCGAAUACCAUGACAUCCUCGACGCUCUACCCAUCUUGAUCAGAAUCAUGCUUAGAGAAUUUUAUGCGCCUCUAGUCACCUUCGGCCCUUUACUCUUUAGUUGGCUUUUGGUAGCCUGGGAGGUCGAGUCCUCGUGGAUGAUGCAGGUAUUACUAUGGACCGCUUCAGAUCGUCGAGUGCUGGAGUGGAUACAAGACAAGAAGGCCAUUGUCACGACGCACGCCAUUGCGACCCAGAUUGCUGGCAGACUCAAGGACCGAGCCAAGCACGACGUACCGAUCGCGUCGUAUCACUGUGAUGCAGGAAUACAUCCGCUACUGCUGCACCACUCUGUCAGCCUGAAUCUCGUACCUGCCAGUAUAGCAGCCCUGGCUUGUAGGAGUUAUGGACACGAUGCUACAGUCAUAGCCCCGUUGGUCCGGCCGCGGUUCAGAGAGCCUAUACACGACCUCACUCGCUGCAGACUGAAAGAAAGCCUAAGGCUCUGCUCCACAGCCCCAGUGAUCAUACUAGCCGCUGGGUCGCUGGGCAUCGGUAAUAUCGUCGGCACUGUGCAAGACAUUCUGAGAGAAAUGGACACUGCUCGGCUUCUGGUUCUCUGUGGGAGGAAUGACAAGUUACGAAAGCGCCUAAAACCAUAUUCGCAGGUGACAGCACUGGGCUGGCGGGAAGACAUUGCCGAGAUUAUUGCCGUCUCCCACGUCAUGGUGCACAAUGCUGGGGGGAUGGCAAUUUGGGAGGCCAUGAUGUCUGGCCUACCCACCGUUACGUACAAUCCACUACCAGGCCACGGCAGGGCAAAUGCUUUAGCGCUCGAGCAGGCCGGCAUCUCGCCGUGGCCCCGCGAUCGUGCUCGUCUCGGGGCGACGCUGAGGAGCGUCCUGGCAGCUGGCAGAGGGAAAGUCCUGGCGGACUGUGACACGAUCGUUAGCAGGCACAUAAGCAGGAUGAUUAGGUCAGGUCCUUGUAGCGGAGCCAUAACAAUAGGCCUGGGACUCAAAGAUAUCAUUGCUCCCCCGCGACCUCGCAAAAGUCCCGACAAAAGCACGAAAAUAGAUACGGCUAAUGCGGCAACAGAUACAACAUACGAGACUACCGAUCACGGCCUGCGUGGGAUUCUUUUCGUGGCUCUUGGUUCCUCCUACCUGGUCACAAGUGUCUGCACACCUAUCGAGUCGAACCAGCUGGUCCAUGCAAGCGUACCUGUCCGCCUGUUCCUUGCUUUUGUUUCCAUGCUCCGACUGCUAUUCGUUUCAGGGCUCGAGAAACAGGGGAAACGCGACAUGAUCAUCGUGUGCUUGUACGACGGCUUCGGAGCUUUGGUGACAGGAUGGACUCUGGGCAAUUUCAGUGGCAAGUUGUAG